Messenger RNA from Dryobates pubescens (Downy woodpecker), 867 nucleotides. It is a transcript of the gene CCDC12, whose product is annotated as coiled-coil domain containing 12. The record is from RefSeq and is a predicted model, not a curated record. Lineage: Eukaryota; Metazoa; Chordata; Aves; Piciformes; Picidae. Gene Ontology annotation, cellular component: U2-type spliceosomal complex; post-mRNA release spliceosomal complex. The coding region runs from base 1 to 531 and encodes 176 amino acids. The transcript is spliced from 7 exons.
AUGGCGGCGCCCGGUGGUGGUGUGGAGGCGGAGGAGGCGGCGGAGGGCCCAGUUUUAGGCAGGCUGGAAGAGGAGGCGAGGAAGCGGCGGGAGAGGUUGAGGGCGCUGCGGCAGCGCACGCUUCAGAAUCAGGAGAGUGGUGAGCCUGAGAGCAAGAAGCUCAGAGAAGAUGAGGAAGAGGAGAGCAUCAAGCACAAGGAGAUCAAACUGAGAAACUAUGACCCUGAAGAUGAAGAGCUGAAGAAGAGGAAGGUGCCCCAAGCCAAGCCAGCCUCAGUGGAGGAGAAGGUGAAGGACCAGCUGGAAGCUGCCAAGCCCGAGCCCAUCAUCGAUGAGGUGGACCUGACAAACCUGGCCCCCAGGAAGCCUGACUGGGAUCUGAAGAGAGAUGUGGCCAAGAAACUGGAGAAGCUGGAGAAGAGGACCCAGAGAGCCAUUGCUGAGCUGAUCCGAGAGAGGCUGAAGGGGCAGGAGGAGGAGCUGGUGACUGCUGUGGGCUCAGCAAAGCAGGAGGGAAGUGACUCAGACUGAGGAGGUCCUCCCAGCAGCCUCAGCUGUGGGCUCUGCAGAUCUGCCCCUGCCUGCAGCACCAAUCCUGGCUCCUGGCUGGAGGCAGCUGCCUGGGAGCCCACAGAUCCAGCCAUGCCUGAAGGAGAGGGGCAGACCCAAGCAGCCCUCCUGGACUCUGCCUGCAGGACACUUCCUGGAGAGCUUCUGGGGACCCUGGGGGCUGCUGGGAGCAGAGCAGACACCCACCUGAGCUUGCACCUGGGCUGCCAGCACCUGAGCCAAGCAGAUGUGGGCAGAAGGGCCAGGCAGGGGGAAGCCAGGCUAACUCUCCUCUUGCUUGUGGGGUGAGCAAGAAGA